This is a messenger RNA of Leucoraja erinaceus (little skate), 5856 nucleotides long. RefSeq names its product UDP-GalNAc:beta-1,3-N-acetylgalactosaminyltransferase 1-like. Bases 3394 to 4383 code for a protein of 329 amino acids. Gene Ontology annotation, molecular function: N-acetyl-beta-D-glucosaminide beta-(1,3)-galactosyltransferase activity. The transcript is spliced from 3 exons. The record is from RefSeq and is a predicted model, not a curated record. Gene Ontology annotation, cellular component: membrane. Lineage: Eukaryota; Metazoa; Chordata; Chondrichthyes; Rajiformes; Rajidae.
CUGCAGGUAAGUCACAGCUCCAGGUAAGUCCUCCUCUCACCAACGGCUCCCCGGGCCCCUCUAGUUAUAACUAAAUAGCUCGACAAAUCGGGUGGAUGAAUAAUUCUGUACCUUCCAGCGUCAUCCUCCCUUAGUCUGAUGAAGGGGCUCGACCCGAAAAGUCACCCAUUCCUUCUCUCUAGAGAUGCUGCCUGUCCCGCUGAGUUACUCCAGCAUUUUGAGUCUAUCUUUAACAUAUCUGCGGUGUCAGCAGUGGUGAUUUUGCAAGUAUUCAAUUUCAUCUCUUGUCGGACGGAUGAGAGAGGGGGGACAAUUUAAAUCCUAAAGAGAUAAUGACUCGUCUUUAAUUGGACUAGUGUGCUUUGUGUGUGUGUGAGUGAGCGACCUCCACCAGACUUGCUUCAACAGGUAAGAGGCGUCGAAUUUUGCGAAGAUUCGCGAAUUUCACUGUAAAUCCAGAAAUAGUUUUUUCCUUUAACAAAAUAAAUAUCAGCUUCGCCUUCUAAAAAUCAAAUCGUUAAUCUUGUAGAAACAAAGAACCGCAGGUGCAGGUUAAUGCAGGACCCAAGCGCUAGAGUACCUCGUGUAGGAAGGAACUGCAGAUGCUGGUUUACACCGUAAAUAGAGUCUGGACCCCAUUCCUUCCACCCAGAGAUCCCGCGGAGUUAGCUGGAGUUUGUGUAUUCUCCGCUGCCAGGGAGACUCAGCAGACGUUUCGGAUCGAAUCCCUUCUUCAGACUCCCUUUCGGGACCAGACCCUUCUUCAGACUGCGUUUAUAUUAAUUCAUUUUGUUUAAAAUUCAUUUAAGUAUCUAAUUUCUGCCGAUAAAUGUAUCACCACUUUGUGUAAAAAAAAAAGCCAAGCCAAACACUUGCUCGUUGAGCGUGAUGUUAUCUGCAAAAAAAAAACGGCUUGAAACGCUGUAAACAAAUUAGAAUUAGAUUAAUUACAUCAGAUUUAAAAUGAGCCAUUGAAAAUCGAGAUUUUUUUUGUGAAGUAAAUGUGAAAAUUGACCGAGUUAAUAGAAAGGCAGGUUUGAAUUAGUUCUAAGAGCGAUUAUUUUCAAUCUAAACACCAAACACAGGGACUAUUUUUUAAUAUUACCUCGCCUGCAUAUGGAAAGUUGCUCCCAGGCUGGGAAGGUGUGAGCGGUUGGUUUGUUGAUGUAAAUUUGGUCUGGGGAAGAAAAUGCAAAUUUUGACAAUGGGCACUGCCGUAAGUAAUGUUGAAAAUGUGAUUCUUACAGCGACACUGAACAGAAUGUUUGGCUUUCCAGAGUGACUUUGGGAAUCAGAGGGAAAGAAGCAAAAAAAUGUGCUAAUAUUUGUUUUAAAAUAUAAAGUAUUUGGCUGAAGUUUUAUAUUAGCCACUGUACUUUUAGCAUCCCACAUUCAUAAAUUAUAGCAGCAGAAUGCAGCCAUACAGCCCAUCAAGUCUACUGAGUCUACACCGUCAGCUGAUCUAUCGUUCUCUCUCAACCCCAUUCUCUUGCCGUCUCCCCAUAACUACUGACACCCACCCUUACUAAUCAAGAAUAUUAUUCUAUCAUUUAUCCAAACCUUGAUAUACUGAAUCUUAUUGUCUGCUGUUUUACUGCAUUCUGCUCAUUUGCCUCAUGAUACAGUGAGUUUUGCUGUACAAAUUACAGUUGAUCCCAGAAUUUUUGAAUUACCAUGGCACAGAAAGACCUUUGCAACCUAUCCAACUACUAGUGGUCUAAGUCCCCUACUGUUGUUUGGCAUGGAUAUAGGCCCUUCAACUCUAUGGAUGCCCACCAAGUUAGCUGACCAUGGUAGUCUCACUUGGUGUAUCUCUCCAAACCUUUCCCUGGGGCAACAGCCCCCAGGCCGACCAUUCCUAUCCACGUUCCUGACCAAGUGUAUAUUAAAUGUUGUAGUUGUACCCGUCUCUACCACUUCCUCUGGCAGCUCGUCUCAAAUACGCACCACCCGCUAUGUGGAAAAAGUUGCCAAUCAAGUCCCUUUAAAAAAAAAUCCCCUCUUGCCUUAAACCCAUGUCCUAUGGUUCUUCCCUAGAGCCACCAGGCUAUUAAAUACAGCAACAAAUAAGCUCUGAACUACAACAGACUUAUUAUUAUUGCACUGUAUUUGUUUAUUUAUUACGUGUAUAUACACACUGAACUAUUUUUCUCCCGCCAUGUACAAUGUUUACAUAUUCUGUUGUGCUGCAGGAAGCAAGAAUGUCAUUGUCCUAUCUGGGACAUAUGACAAUAAAACACUCUUGACUCUAGUUUAGUUUACCUGGCCUUGCCUUCUAACUCAAACCCUCCAAACCUGGUAACAUCCUUGUAAAUCUUUUUUACACACUUUCCUGUUUAAUGACAUCCUUCCUGCAGCACGUUGACCAGAACUGUACACAGUUCAGUUCACACCAUGGCUGAUCUACUACAUUGAUCAUCAAUCCCAAAUCUAUUCACUUCUUCAUAUUAUCCCAAAAUCUAUUAACCCAUCUUAAAACAAGUCAGUGAAGGGCCAGUCCCACUUGGCCGUCAAUAGUGCCACGCAGGUGACGCGCGAAGAUUUUGUACAUCCCAAAAUCCAGGGGUGCCGCGCGCAACCGGGCGUCACUGCCUAUGUCACCACGCACCAUGCGCGCAUCAUGUGCGUGUCACGACGCGCGAGUGACACGUUGUAUCGUGUAAAUGAUGUCACGUAAAUUACGCACAAGUGACGGCCAAGUGGGACAAGCCCUUGACUAACCCCCUGUUAGUUCUAUUUGUGGGAAAACAUUUUUUAUCAACAUCUUGAAUGGUAAAAUACUUAUUGACUUUAGUUAGAUAGGCACAAAAUGCUGGAGCAACUCAACGGGACCAACAACAUUUCUGGAGAGAAGGAAUGAGUGACGUUUCUGGUUGAGACCCUUCUUCAGUUUGAGAAUCAGGGGAGGGAGUCGAGAGAUAUAAAAACGACAGAUCUCUAAACUACACUAAACCCAGCCAUCCUUGACUAAAUGAUUCACGUCAGUGGGUAAAGUGGAGGCUAUUAAACCUCUUGUGUCAUCUCAAAAUUUUGUCCUCCUGACCGCAAACAACUGGUCUUUAUUUAAUAUUCAUUGAGAUCCUGACCUAACAAGUGUCUCUCGUUCUUCUUGGAAGGUUUUAAUUGGCACAUCGUUUGCAGACUUAGAAUACAUUCCUGGCCCUUGGGGUGAGAAACAAGCUUGUUGAAUUCAUUCCCAUGUGGUUUUGUUCUUAUCCUCUGAACAUAAGAAUCUGCCACGCCCCUUCCGGAGGGACUAUAAAACCUGGAAGUGUUAAGUGCCUCAGUCAGUCUCCGCAAGAUGGGGAAGCGAGAGGGUCACAUCUCUGUCUGAGCUGUGAAUAACACUGAACACAUGUCUACUAAGCUAUCGUAAGGAGGACAGAUUAAUAGAUGAAGUUAAAAUUGACAUAUGCCAUCUCAGUCGUUCGUUGUACGAUCAUGAAACUGAUCUCCCAGUGGAAGCAGAUUCUUUUUCUCCUCCAGUUCGGUAUUAUUUGUUGGCUAAUAUAUUUACAAUCUGAUUCUAACAAAACCAUCAAUUUGCAGUUCUUCUACGAGGCAAAUCCGGUCUCCAAGAGGAUCCCUAACUUCACCUUAACUCCACCUUUGAAAUGUGAAGGUGAAGAUCAUUUUCUAGUUAUACUGGUCGCGACGAGACCGAAUGAAGUCGAAGCGCGGCGGGCGAUCAGAGUUACAUGGGGACAAAAACGGACGUGGCUGGGCAAAAAUGUCCUGACUCUGUUUCUGAUCGGAAAAGAUGAUGAGCACUGGAAUCAAUCAAUAGAAGAAGAGUAUGCCCAGUACGGAGAUAUAAUCAGCCAGAAUUUCAUAGAAUCUUAUAAUAACCUGACCUUUAAGACGAUAAUGGGAUUUCAGUGGAUUUCAGAAUUUUGCCCCAAUGCUGAAUAUGUGAUGAAAGUUGAUUCGGAUGUAUUUGUAAAUGUGAAGUAUUUAGUCCAUUUCCUGCUAAAGACGAGCAAGAUUAUUUCCGAGUUUUUCACGGGCUUUCCCUUCAUCAACACUAAACCGCACCGAUGGUUCGUUGCAAAAGCGUACAUUUCUACAACAGACUACCCUUUCAAUGUGUAUCCUCCGUACUGCAGUGGACUUGGUUACGUCUUCUCUGGGGAGUUGAGUUUAAAGAUUUAUGAGAUGAUGCGCCACGUGAAACCAGUCAAGUUUGAGGAUGUCUUUGUUGGAAUUUGUUUGAAGCUGUUAGGUGUGAAACUACAUAUACCGGAUAAAGGGUUGUUCUUCAUACAAAAGCCAAAGUUUGACAAGUGUCUGUACAGCAGGUUAAUUGCAGUACAUGGCGUCUCUCCAUGGCAGUUGACGAAAUAUUGGGAGGAUCUCCGAGGCUUGGAGAUCAGUUCCUGUUGAACGAUGUGUCGAAAAUAUAUGUCUGAAAUGUUAUGUUACAUUGCCUUCUGUCUCUUUGGUUGUAAUUUGACUGGAACAGCUGUGCAGUGCAAUCUCUCAUUACAUUAGCAGGUUUAAUCCAGGUUGUCUUAAUGCCAGAACCAAGGAACUUCAGUUUUAUUUUUACACAGAGAGUGGUGGAAUGACUGCCGGGGGUGGUAGUGGAGACGGGUACUAUAGUGGUAUUUAAGAUACUUUAAGAUAGAAACAUGGAUAUGCAGGGAAUGGAGGACAGAUCUCAUACAGGCUGAGGAGAUCCGUUUAACUAGGCACUAUGUUCGGUAUGGACUUUAUAGGCCAAUGGCUGGACUGUUCUACAUUCUAUGACUGAACGUUGUUUUUAAGUAAUUCUCAAUGACGGGAGAGCUGAAUACAUUAAUUAGCAAUGCCGCCAGAAAGGUGCUAUGUCGUAAGCAUUCCAGGUAUCUGUAGCGUUCAUCUAUACUUCUCCAUGUGACCAAACAGCUGACAAAACGUAAAUCACUUUAAUAUUUAAGUGGCAAUUAUGUCUUAAAAUGUAUAUUUGGCUCGGUGCAUGCACAACAAUGCGAGGUGGCAUUAUGCACGGAUGUCUUUCGAACGCUCUAGAUAUUGAUUUCUGAACACAGGAAGGCCUGAGCAAUGAAAUAUCUAACAUCGUUAAAAAGUGCAACCUCUUCACCCUCGAGUUCACAAAACAACACUGAGGUCAGAUUAGGCUGUGUCCUCUGAUGUACAUAACAAGGCAGUCAAGCCUAGUCAACACUAGAACACACACUGAAAUCAACGGCCUCUGAGGAAUCAAAGCAAGUUCAUUACAUCAGGAGCUUAAGCUCACAGUUUGUGGUGCUCACUGAUAACUCUGUUAUAAAUCAUCCCUUUAUGCCUCCUUUUAAAUGGCACCAGGCUGACUCCAACACUGAGCAGCACCAGGUAAGAUGUUGCACCAGGUAAGAUGUUGCACCAGGUAAGAUGUUGCUGAAAUCCAUGAAACUUGCAAGAUAGACGUCGAGUUAAAAAAAAAGCUUUUUAGUUUAGUUUUGAGAUACAGAACGGAAAGAGGCCCUUCGCCCCGCCAUGUCUAUGCCCGACCCCAGGUGGAUCUCAGGGUUGAUCACCCAUUUACACUGUGAGUUCUAGUUAAGGACGGGACGGAAUAAUGGGAAGGAGAUUGGGAAUCAUGUGACGUGGUGUCAGGACAAUACCUGGGUCCUCAGGUCAACAGGUAAAGAGAUGAUGCCUUUCAGACGCCUGAACCAAGUACCUGUUUCUAAACCCCUUCUCAGCAAUGCUGUCAUGUAUGCUACUAUUAACUCUACUUUGUUUGGUUAUUUCAUUAUAGCACUUUAGUAGGUUUUUUUGCACUACUGUUCUUUUCAAUUCUCCGCAUCAUUUUGCUGUGUUUUUUUAAUUUUUUGAUUGUUUAAUAAAAACACAUUGCAUUUAUUGCCUGCU